UAACGGGACACCUGCAGCACCGACUUACACACUCUGCUGUUAGUUUCACACUUGGAAGGUGUAACUCGACGUCUGAAGCGGCGGGUUUAAUCCUUUCUGUGAUUCUUUACGUUUUUGUUUCUUUUCUUCCAUCAGAGCGGAGAAGCAGCGAUGGGGAAACUCUGCGCAGUGAUUUCCUGUUUGCUGCUGAGUGUGGGAGCGGUGACGUCCCAGGGAGCUCAGACUCAGAUGAGUGAGCGUCUGGUGCCUCAGUGGCUCACCGGGCUCAUCGCCGUUACCGGCUUCCUCUUCCUCGCCUUUGUCGGCGUCCUAGUGAAGAAGGCCUGGUGUGAGGAGCCAAGCAGGAAGAAGACGUCUGUGGAGUUGGUGGGAGAUAAUGAAUUUGUCAACGAAAACACCUGCGAGACCAGUCUGGACAUGGUCAGGAGCAAAGAAGACAUGAACACUUACGACAACCUGGUGAUCAACGGCACUGAAGAAAAAGUUUCCGCCAUGUGACCGUCCCGCAAUGAUCCUAUUGGCUGUCUGAACAUUGUCCUCACUAACUCUGGACGGAGACACAUGAAACACACUUCUUUGUAUAGAAAUGGUGUCUUUGUUUUGUCGUACCUUUUGUCCCCGGCGGGUGGAGCUGAGAGUCAGAUAUUUUUUUGUUUUGUUUUCUUGUUUAUUCAAAUUCUAUCAUUUAGUAGAAAGUGUGAGAUUAUAUGAAUAAUGAAUCAUAUUUAUUGGAUCGGAGGCUUAAACUAGAUCUAUAUAUUAGGUUCUGUGUUUGCAUGUUUUUCAGUCACCUCUUGAGAUUCACAGCAGUAAACCAGGAAAAGCAGCAUCUGUCCUGUGAUCCUGAUUAAUAGGUUAUCUUUCCAAACCAGCUGCUGUGUGGGCUCUCAUUACUGAUCAAUGAAAGUAUGUCCUGUGAUUAAUAAUUAAACACCGAGUAAAGUCUCAUUUUACAAAAAACAGUUAGUUCAAGUGUUUGUAGUUCACAGUCUGUGGUUAGUUCACAUGUCUGUAAUCACAGCAGGACAGUGGAGUGUCUGUGGUUAGUUCACAUGUCUGUAAUCACAGCGGGACAGUGGAGUGUCUGUGGUUAGUUCACAUGUCUGUAAUCACAGUGGGACAGUKGAGUGUCUGUCGUUAGUUCAAGUGUCUGUAAUCACAGCGGGACAGUGGGGUGUCUCUGGUUAGUUCAAGUGUCUGUAAUCACAGCGGGACAGUGGGGUGUCUCUGGUUAGUUCAAGUGUCUGUAAUCACAGCGGGACAGUGGAGUGUCUGUGGUUAGUUCACAUGUCUGUAAUCACAGCGGGACAAUCCUCGCCUUCGUUCCUGGAGAGUUUAACCACCAGAAACCUGUAGGUGACACCACAGACUGUGUUCUCUCACACCUGUACUGGACCACACACACCUGAAGAAAGCACAGACUAUAAUUAAUUUACAAGAGACUCUAGCAACGUUUAUUGUGCUCUCUUUACAUUUUAAUAAAACAGAACAAAUCAAACAGAGUGGACAUCAGAACAGACAGAAAGAUCAUUCACAACAUUUUCCACACCAGCUGUCAGAGUCACAUCAGAGCCAACAGAGAGCCUCUUUGGAUCAAUAUCGAUAAAAUGGGAACUCAGAUCAGUUUGGAGACGUCAGGUGAUGGACUGAUGGGUCUGGAGAGGCUGAGCUGCAGGUUUUUUUGAGCAGCUUAAUACUCUUCUGUAGUUUUAAUACUUACAAGUGUCUGAUUUACAACUGCUAUUUCUGCUCUUUCCUCAAAAAUGUAAUCUCUGAACUAAAAGUACCAUCAGAGCCUGACUAGUAUAUUAUUAUAUAUGAUCUUCUCCCAGAUCUCUCGGUAUCAGUUUUCAUAAAAGGAACGAGAGAAUAGCAGAUUUGAUUGAUGGAUGUUUGCUGCGUUUGAUGUCUUUAAAGGGAAGUUAGCAUCGCGGCUCGCUGCACUGAACAACAUGACGAAAGGUGUGUUUGUUAUCACACCGUCCUGCAUCGCUUUCCCCAAGAACUCAAACAUGGUCGUCACUGAGUAACUUAAGACGCCUCGCUGAGACAGAAUGAACAUUACAGGAGGCGGGAAAUGCAAGCGUCACUGUAAUUUAACUGAUCUAUGUAGGGCAUGGUGACCAUGGUAACCAUGGUGAAACGACAGGACAUGGCCUGUAACAGACAUGGACGCUCAGCAGGACAAAGACAACAGAGAAAGACGAAAGCCUCCAGAGGGGGCGGGUGCAGAAGGGGAGGCAAAUAUACUGUAAGAGAUCGCACUCCUUCUCAGAGUCAUAACAUGAAACACAAAUUAUAUCAUUCAAAUUAUAUCAUUCAGUGCGAUUUACACUUCCACAGGAUAUCAUUAUCUCCAAUGUCCAUUCAGAACAAAUCUCCAUGACUCCACUUAGAAAUUCACAGAAAUAAAGACGCUGCAGAACU
Molecule: messenger RNA, 2427 nt
Organism: Anarrhichthys ocellatus (wolf-eel)
Lineage: Eukaryota; Metazoa; Chordata; Actinopteri; Perciformes; Anarhichadidae
Gene: pdzk1ip1
Product: PDZK1 interacting protein 1
Exons: 4
Coding region: 151-498 (115 amino acids)
Source: RefSeq, a predicted model, not a curated record